Molecule: messenger RNA, 2028 nt
Organism: Gossypium raimondii (Peruvian cotton)
Lineage: Eukaryota; Viridiplantae; Streptophyta; Magnoliopsida; Malvales; Malvaceae
Product: CBL-interacting serine/threonine-protein kinase 21
Exons: 15
Coding region: 281-1684 (467 amino acids)
Biological process (GO): protein phosphorylation; signal transduction
Molecular function (GO): ATP binding; protein kinase activity
Source: RefSeq, a predicted model, not a curated record
UUUAAGAAUUAUAAUACUUCUCAUAUCUAUUAGGCUUUUUAAGAACACGCAGACAUGAAAGUAGCCAAUAAAACGCAUCUGUUACGACCUUCCAACUUAAGCCAAAUCAGAUUUGUUUUUACAACAGAUUUGGAGCAUACAGGAUACAAGGAACAUCUUCAAGGAGUUUAGGAGGAACAACUGAUUGUUUCUCUCGGAACAGGGGCAAGGAUUGAGAUUGCUUGUUUUUCUGAGGCUUACAGGAGAAGAUUAGAUUUGACUUUCGUUUUCGAAAUAUACUAUGGGGCUUGCAACAACUAUAGGUAAAUAUCAGCUAGGUAGAACUAUUGGAGAAGGUACCUUUGCCAAAGUCAAGCUGGCUGUGGACACCACCAACGGUCAUCAUGUUGCCAUCAAGAUUAUCGAUAAGGCCAUGGUGCUGGAAAGCAAUCUCAAGUAUCAGGUACAAAGCGAGAUACGGACCAUGAAGCUUCUACAUCACCCCAAUGUUGUAAGAAUACAUGAGGUUAUUGGCUCCAAGACGAAGAUAUACAUAAUAAUGGAGUACAUAUCAGGAGGGCAACUUUCAGACAAAUUGUCUUAUGCCAAAAAAUUGAGUGAACCAGAGGGAAGAAAAAUUUUCCAGCAAUUAAUAGAUGCAGUAGACCAUUGCCAUGGAAAAGGAGUCUACCACAGAGAUCUAAAGCCAGAGAAUUUGCUUUUGGACAGUAAGGGAAACCUUAAAGUAACUGAUUUUGGACUGAGUGCUUUGAGGAAGCCAGGAGAUAUGCUAACUACAGCGUGUGGCUCGCCAUGCUACGUAGCACCAGAGCUACUUGCAAAUAAGGGCUAUAAUGGAGCAGCUGCUGAUAUUUGGUCUUGUGGUGUCAUCCUUUUCGAACUACUUGCUGGCUACUUACCAUUUGAUGAUCGUAAUCUUGUUGUUUUAUACAAGAAGAUAUCUGGAGCACAAUACACAUGUCCGCCAUGGUUUACAGGACCUCAGAGGAAGCUGAUUGCGCGAAUACUUGAUCCGAAUCCAAAAAGGAGGAUAACAAUUCCAGAAAUCACUGAAGAUGCAUGGUUUCAAACAGAUUAUACGCCUUCGUGCGGCUAUGAAUACGAAGAGAAAAUAGACCUGGAUGAUGUUAGUGUCACCUUCGAUACAGUUGAGGAACAAAACGCAGAGAUGAAGACCCAGAAAUUCUCAAAUUUCAUAAAUGCAUUUCAAUUGAUAGCAAUGUCACAUGAUCUGGAUUUAUCAGGUCUCUUUGAAGGGCAGGAUGGCAAAAGGCAGAGAACCACAAUUGGAUCCAAGCAUACAGUUAAUGAAACCAUAAAGAAAAUAGAAGCCGCUGCAAUGGAUGUGAGUCUGUCGGUUGAAAGGAUGAAUAGUUUCAAGAUGAAAAUUCAUCCAAAACAGAAGAUGACUAGAUGUUGUAGAUCAUCGUAUGACCUAUCAGCUGAGGUAAUUGUGGUUGCUCCUACAAAUUGUGUUGUAGAAAUAUCAAAAUCGGCAGGAGAAAUAGCAGUUUACAAAGAGUUCUGCAAGAGUUUGUCAAGUCUGCUGAUAGAGAAAUCAGAUGCCUCAUCACAAAUUCAAGGGUCCAAGACAGUCACCAACAGCACUAGUAUUCUAAUGAAUGAAUGCUCCAAAGAAGAAAAAGACAGAACAGAAGACCAGCGAGGAUAUUUCUCCUCAUGAAGAUCGGGUUAAUUAAUUUAGUUUCAACUUCCAUCCUUUCAGUAUCCUGAGUAAAUUCCCCAGGAUUAAUAGAGACUCGUGAACACAAUCUGUCUCAACAGCAGGAACUAUGAGAACUCAAAAUUACUGCUCUUGGGCAUCAUUCUUCACCCAAUACGAAGUUCAAACAACGUCAUCUGCACAGCUAUGUUCAUAUUUUAUGUGAAGUUUUUGUCCUUUUACUUCCUCCUCUCUUAAAUUAUACACUGCACCAUAUGCUUCCAAGAUGUAUAUUAGAGGUUAUGUUGGAACAAUGAACAAGGAUGAAAGAAACAAAACAAUUUCUUGAGCUUUAAGGCUCGAUA